Molecule: messenger RNA, 1758 nt
Organism: Pogona vitticeps (central bearded dragon)
Lineage: Eukaryota; Metazoa; Chordata; Lepidosauria; Squamata; Agamidae
Gene: FGFBP3
Product: fibroblast growth factor binding protein 3
Biological process (GO): cell-cell signaling
Molecular function (GO): growth factor binding
Source: RefSeq, a predicted model, not a curated record
GCAUAAGACUGGGGAGGGGCAUAGCCUCUGGUUAGCCCCUCCUGGGCUGUUGAUAACACAUGCAUGCACUGGACAUCCCCCGAAACAGAGGCUAAACACACUUGCUAUUUUCUCGCAGAGCUCCCUGCCUUCUUCACUGACAACGGACUUGGGAAAUGUCCAAGGUCUCUUAUCUGAUGUUCUUGAAUGACCCACGCCAUCAGUUACACUGACUUCAGGAAAUGAGGCUCCCUCAAACCCUUCCACUCACCCUUCUCUUCCUGAGCUGCCUGGAAAGCAGCACUGGCAGGAAAAGCAAAGAAAGUAAUGAAAAAGCAAAACUUGCUUCUGCCUGGGCACAAUCUGGGCAGUUCUCCACCCGGGACAAACACCUGUGCACUUGGCAGCUGAUCACCAAGGAAGCAGCCGCUGAAAUAGAGCUUAGCUGCCACCUGCCUGAAGAGGACAUCAACCAGGGCCAGCAGUGUGUCUAUCGGGGCCAGCCAGAGUUAUGCUCUGCCUACAGCUCCAAAGGUCGUCAAUUCUGGAAGCAGAUCCUGGGCAAGCUACGCAAGAAGCACCACCCCUGCCGGGACAGCAGCCCGCUCAAAUCCCGGCUUUGUAGUGGCAAGAAGGGGGGAUCUGAAGCACAGCUACACCUGGUCACUGCCACUCCCAGCACAGAAGCCCCAGUGGCUACUGCGAGUCCUGCUAAAGUGAAACCCAAAGGGAAGGCCCAGGCCAAGGACCCACCAGCAGUGGAGAAAGCGGCCAGGGAUCAGGUGCUGCCCCAUCCAGGAAAGACACAUCCUCCAGAGAAGCGGAACAAAGGAGGGAAGAGAAAAGGAAACUCCAGUUCCUCCAUGGCCCCAACCCAACCACCAAAUUGGCACUCUACAGCAGCCCUGGAAGGCACCGAGCAGCCCACCGAGCUCAAUGCUGACGUGGUAGAGGCCUACUGUGAGGAGAAGUGGCAUUCACUGUGUAACUUCUUUGUGAAUUUCUGGAACGGCUGAACUGGAAACAGGGGAAGAAAGAGGAGCAAACAGAGCUUGGAAAAGUGAACCUUUUUAUUUUGGACGACAAGAAUACCAUGUAGUGGUCAUGUACAGUUAUGCAAGUAGUAGUUGUCAUAGAACCCCAAUAUAGUAGUCAUGUUGCCUGGGGUAUUCUGCUAGCUGUAGUCCCAGAAAGUAAGUUUGCGAAGCUGGGGUGCAGGGGAGGGAGGGAAAAGGGAAAGCACUGUAUGGUAGAGGCUAGGAAAAGAUAGGCCUGGACAGCAAAUGGUGCAGGAAAAUGAAGGCGGGACUAAUGAAGGAGCAGGUGAGAGGCAGGCUUCAGAGUGUCAACAGAACAUGAGUAAAGAUUUGGGAUAGUAAGGGGAAUGGUACAUCAACAGGGCUUGAUGGGACAUACAACUUUACUCACUGCUACUAAUCCUGCAGCUGCUGCUAAUAAAGCCAUGAAGGCUGUGGACUAAGUGGCAGAGAGUGGGGGUGGUUUGGAGUUCACACAAAAGCCAUACCUUUCCUUCCACGCUAGACAAGCCACAGUCGUAAUUAAACUGCUCAGCUGCCUUAGACUUGUCUUCCCCACUGAUAAUAAAGUAGUGAAUCCCCAGUUAAUAGAAGAUAUUUGUGGGUAUCAUGUCUAAAUCACUCGUGAAGUUCUAGCUUCUGUAUCUAGAAAAUAUCUGAUUUCCCCUGUGUGAUGGUGUAGAUGCUACUGGAUCUAAUCAUUCUGCUAAUGAUAAUAAUAAACACCAUUGUUCUACAGUAA